Messenger RNA from Amorphotheca resinae ATCC 22711, 1554 nucleotides. RefSeq lists its product as hypothetical. Lineage: Eukaryota; Fungi; Ascomycota; Leotiomycetes; Helotiales; Amorphothecaceae. Gene Ontology annotation, biological process: lipoate biosynthetic process. The record is from RefSeq and is a predicted model, not a curated record. Gene Ontology annotation, cellular component: mitochondrion. The transcript is spliced from 2 exons. The coding region runs from base 1 to 1221 and encodes 406 amino acids. Gene Ontology annotation, molecular function: 4 iron, 4 sulfur cluster binding; lipoate synthase activity.
AUGGCGGCAGCAGCAAGUCGUUUCAGGUGUCUGAAUGCGCCUCCCUUGCGCCAGGCCUCGAGACAUCUCAUCUCGGCUUCCUCAUCACGCUCUCUCGCCACCGAAGCUCAACCCCCAGAACCGGCAGCACCUCGAAGACGCCCAACAUACUUUAAGGAUAAGCUGAAUUCCGUACCAUCCUUCUCCGAAUUCAUCGGGUUACAAGAAAAGCCAUUGUCCCCCGAAGAUGCGCUCGAAUUACGCACCGCGAUGGUCGGACCCCCCGGCAAGAAGAAGCAGAUUACACGACUGCCGGAGUGGCUAAAGACGCCCAUUCCAGACAACUCGAACUACAAGAAGAUUAAGAAGGAUCUGCGGGGUUUGAACCUGCAUACCGUGUGUGAAGAGGCCCGGUGUCCCAAUAUCUCGGAUUGUUGGGGUGGGAGCGAUAAGAGCGCUGCUACGGCGACGAUUAUGCUGAUGGGCGAUACAUGCACGAGAGGGUGUCGAUUCUGCAGUGUUAAGACUUCAAAGGCGCCUCCGCCACUGGACCCGCAUGAACCAGAGCACACGGCAGAGGCAUUGUCAAGAUGGGGGUUGGGGUAUGUGGUCCUGACGUCUGUUGACCGGGAUGAUCUUGCGGAUGGCGGAGCGAGACAUUUCACGGAGACGAUCAUGAAGAUUAAGCAGAAGAAACCGGAAAUGUUGGUUGAAGCUUUAACCGGGGAUUACGCGGGAGACUUGGAGAUGGUUGCGAUGGUGGCGAAGAGUGGACUGGAUGUCUAUGCGCAUAAUAUGGAGACAGUGGAGGCAUUGACUCCUAUGGUCAGAGAUAGGAGGGCUAAGUACAGACAAAGCUUGGAAGUUUUGAAGGCUGCAAAGAAGGCCAUGCCGACACUGAUCACAAAGACGAGUAUUAUGCUCGGUCUGGGCGAGACAGAGGAGCAGCUUUGGCAGACCCUGAAAGAUCUCCGUGCAGUAGACGUUGAUGUCGUAACAUUUGGGCAAUACAUGCGCCCGACUAAACGCCACAUGAAAGUCGAGGAAUACGUCACCCCAGAGGUCUUUGAACUAUGGCGACAACGGGCACUCGACCUGGGGUUCCUGUACUGUGCUAGUGGGCCUCUCGUGAGAAGCUCAUACAAGGCCGGUGAGGCAUUCAUCGAGAAUGUAUUGAAGAAGAGGAAGAAUGUAACGAUAUUAGAGGGCGAGGCUGAGGGACUGGACAAGGCGGUGGUUUGAAGAGAUUAUAGAUGUACUUCAACAUACGAAUCACCUGUGGCAUUCCAUCGCCAUUGCAUUGCAGGAGUUUAGGGCUAUAGACGGCAUCCCAAGACUAUGGAUUUCCCAUUGGUUUUGAGAAGUCCAAGAUUUUGCUGAGCCUAUGUCUACCUUUCCUGCCAAUGUGAGCUUACGGAAAGUGGAACGCAAAGCUCCGGCGAUAACCGGACUCGGUCUUCGACUCUCCCGCAACCUCGGAUCGCUUGUCGCCGGCAUAGGAGAUAAGCGAUAUAACAAGCGAAUGUCUGAUUAGCGAGCCGAGCCUAGAUAAGCGAGCAUGUUCCUGGUUGUGUG